Messenger RNA from Rhineura floridana, 1479 nucleotides. Its product is annotated as cytochrome P450 2C5-like. Gene Ontology annotation, biological process: xenobiotic metabolic process. Bases 1 to 1479 code for a protein of 492 amino acids. The record is from RefSeq and is a predicted model, not a curated record. The transcript has 9 exons. Lineage: Eukaryota; Metazoa; Chordata; Lepidosauria; Squamata; Rhineuridae. Gene Ontology annotation, molecular function: iron ion binding; heme binding; oxidoreductase activity, acting on paired donors, with incorporation or reduction of molecular oxygen, reduced flavin or flavoprotein as one donor, and incorporation of one atom of oxygen. Gene Ontology annotation, cellular component: intracellular membrane-bounded organelle; cytoplasm.
AUGGAGCUGGUGACCGGGGCAGGAGUGCUGCUUGUUCUCUUUGUGCUUACGAUCAUGUCCUUCAAACUUUACAAAGCUAGAGGCCGGCUGCCUCCAGGACCCACACCCUGGAUCUUUCUGGGGAACCUCCUGCAGAAAGAUACUCUGCCUCUACAUGAAACUUUCCCAAAGCUCACUGAGAAGUAUGGUCCAGUCUUUACCCUCUGGCUGGGGCCAAAGCCCAUGGUCGUGCUUUGUGGAUAUGAUGCAGUGAAAGAUGCUUUGGUGGAUCACGGUGAAGAGUUUGGUGGACGGCCUUCUAUACCUAUCUUUGAAAAAGUAUCUAAGGGCUAUGGGCUCAUCAACCCGGAUGAUACAAAAUGGAAGGAACUGCGUCGCUUCACUCUCUCCACACUACGGAACUUUGGGAUGGGGAAGAAACCGAUGGCUGAGCGGAUACAGGAGGAGGCUCGCUGCCUGGUGGAGGCAAUGACAACCUCACAAGGGCAGGCCUUUGACGCAAUGCCAGAUAUCACAGCUGCUGCUUCUAAUGUGAUCUGCUCUGUUGUCUUUGGGAAUCGAUUCAGCUAUGAAGACCCACAUUUCACUGAGCUCUUGCGUAUCAUUACGGACUUUGUGGGCUUCUUUGUGUGUGUCUCUGGAGUGGUGUACAAUGCUAUCCCAAGAAUAAUGAACUUCUUACCUGGACCCCACAACAAACUCUUCUCAGACUCUGCCAAGAUCUGUACUUUUAUACGGGAGAAAGUGGAAUCUCACAAGUUGAGCCUGGAUCCACAGAAUCCUGAUGAUUUUAUUGACUGCUUCCUACUCAGGUUGAAUAAGGAACAAAACUCUGCUCAGAAGAUCUGCACUGAAGACCUAGUGAUGACUGUGCUUACCCUCUUUAUUGCUGGGACAGAGACCACAAGCACUAACCUCAUGUAUGGACUCUUGUUGUUGGCCAGGUUUCCACACAUCCAAGCUAAAGUCCAGCAGGAGAUUGAUGAGGUUGUUGGAGUCAACCGUUCUCCAGGUAUGGAGGACAGGGUGAGGAUGAACUACACCAAUGCAGUUAUCCACGAGAUCCAGCGUUAUCAGCGAGGGAGUAGUGAGACUUUCCCACAUGUGACAACUCAGGAUGUGGAUCUCAUGGGCUACACCAUCCCUCAGGGUACCCUUGUUGUCCCAUUGUUCCUUUCUGUGCAUUUUGACCCAGCCCACUGGGAGGCUCCCGAAAAGUUUGACCCGGGUCACUUUUUGGAUGAGGAGGGUGAAUUCAGGAAGCGGGAUGCCUUCGUGCCUUUCUCUGCAGGGAAGAGAUCCUGCCCAGGAGAGGCACUGGCCCAAAUGGAGCUCUUCCUCUUCUUUUGCACUCUGCUCCAGAACUUCACUUUUCAGGUGGUUGCAAACCCUGAGGAAGUGGACAUAGAUGCCAUGUUUCUUAACUGCAGGGAAAAGGGGAAACAUCGCCAGUUACGUGCCAUCAGACGUAAAAUCUGA